This is a messenger RNA of Juglans microcarpa x Juglans regia, 1499 nucleotides long. RefSeq names its product transcription factor IIIA. Lineage: Eukaryota; Viridiplantae; Streptophyta; Magnoliopsida; Fagales; Juglandaceae. The record is from RefSeq and is a predicted model, not a curated record. Gene Ontology annotation, cellular component: nucleus. Bases 139 to 1239 code for a protein of 366 amino acids. The transcript has 6 exons. Gene Ontology annotation, biological process: regulation of transcription by RNA polymerase II.
AACUCGAGUUUAGCUUGAUCGAGCUAAAGCACUAGGGUUCCUAGUUCCUGCCCUCGCUUCACUCGAUAAAAAUAUCUAUCUGCACCGCCGCCGCGCUUCUCCCUUCUCGCUUCAUCGGAGUGGUAGAUAGAAAGAGAGAUGGAGGAGAUUGGAGAGAUCGAAAAGCCGAUAUUCAGAGACAUUAGGCGUUAUUUCUGUGAUUUUUGCGGCAUCUGCAGGUCCAAGAAGUCCCUUAUUACCUCUCACAUCCUCGCUCAUCACAAGGAAGAGAUGGGAGAGAUUGAAGUUGAUGGGGAAGAGAAAAUAGAGGGAAAUAAAUCUAAUGCUUGCUCAGAAUGUGGUGCAGCUUUCAGUAAACCCGCGUAUCUGAAGCAACACAUGCAAAGUCAUUCACUUGAGAGGCCGUAUACUUGUCCAGUUGAUGAUUGCCAUUCCAGUUACAGAAGAAAGGACCACUUGACUCGCCAUCUUCUUCGGCACCUAGGUAAACUAUUUAAGUGUCCAAUCGAGAGAUGCAACCUUGAAUUUUCAUUCCAAGGCAACAUGAAAAGGCACAUGAAAGAAUUCCAUCGCGAGGAUUGCUCUUCCCCUGAUACUGAAUGCCAGAAGCAGUAUAUCUGCCUGGAAGUCGGUUGUGGAAAGGUUUUCAGAUUUGCGUCAAAGCUGCAAAAGCAUGAGGAAUCCCAUGUUAAACUAGACUCGGUGGAGGCAUUCUGCUCCGAGCCUGGUUGUAUGAAUUAUUUUGCAAACGAUAAAUGCCUUAAGGCCCACAUCCAGUCCUGCCACCAACAUAUUACUUGUGAGAUAUGCGGGACAAGGCAGCUGAGAAAGAACUUUAAGCGGCACCAGCGAACACAUGAAUCUGCAGGUUCAUUGGAGAGAAUCAAAUGCAAUUACAAGGGUUGUCUUCAAACAUUUUCAAAUAAAUCAAAUCUCCAUCAGCACAUGAAGGCCGUGCACCUUGAACUUAAACCUUUUGCCUGUAGCUUUUCUGGUUGUGGCAUGAGGUUCGCACAUAAGCAUGUUAGAGAUAAUCAUGAAAAGACAGGGAACCAUGUUUAUACACUUGGGGAUUUUGAAGAAUCAGAUGAGCGAUUUCAAUCCAGGCCUAAGGGUGGGCGAAAGAGGAAGUACCCAACCGUAGAAAUGCUGAUUCGGAAGAGGGUUACUCCACCAAGUCAAUCGGAAGAGGGAUCUGACUACCUUGCUUGGUUGCUCGCUCAGACGACUGAGGAUUAGCAAUGUGUCGGGAACCUUUCACAUGAUGUGGAUUGGAUUCUACCACUAUAAAUAUAUUAUAUAUAGGAGUUUGGUAUAUAUCAAGUUCGUUAGGAAUGAUGUGUAUAGUUUUUUAGCUUCUUUGUAUAAUGAGGUUCGUUCCAUCAAAAACUGCAAGUUAGUGUGUCCGAGGUGUUCGAUACAAGGAGAGAACGAAUUCCUCUGUUUUUGUAUUCAUGAAAAAGUUCAUUACACAAGUACGUACGGUACGUAUAUAUAGG